AGAGAUCCGGAACAAAUGCAAGGGAAAUACGCGGCGGAUCCUGCAUGUCCUGGCAGUGUAUAUAUAAAGGCAGGCGCGGGGUGGAGCGGCAAGACUUGUGCUCGCCUCAGGAGUGGUGGCAGUAGCAUUCUUUCCCUCCCACCGCACACACUGAGAAUGGGCGUGCGAGUGUUGGUGUUCCUGGCGGCGGCGGCGGCCGUCGCCAUGGCAGGCUACAUCCCGCCAACCAAGAGCUUCGGCGCUGGAUCAUCGGCAGGGUCCAAGGCUUCGGCAUCCUCUUCUUCCUCUUCCUCUGCCUUCGGCUCCUCCUCCGCAGGAGCCUCAUCAGGAUCAGGAAGCUUCAGUGCUGCUGGUGGUCAUGGCGCCGGCGGUUCUGCUGGUGGCCACGGCGCUAGUAGUUCAUUCGGUUCUGCUGGUGGUGCUGCUGGUGGUGCUGGUGGCGGCCACGGCGCUGGCGGUUCAUUCGGCUCUGCUGGUGGUGCUGGUGGCGGCCACGGCGCUGCCGGUUCAUUCGGCUCUGCUGGUGGUGCUGGUGGCGGCCACGGCGCUGCCGGUUCAUUCGGCUCUGCUGGUGGUGCUGGUGGCGGCCACGGCGCUGGCGGUUCAUUCGGUUCUGCUGGUGGUGCUGGUGGCGGCCACGGCGCUGGCGGUUCAUUCGGUUCUGCUGGUGGUGCUGGUGGCGGCCACGGCGCUGGCGGUUCAUUCGGUUCUGCUGGUGGUGCUGGUGGCGGCCACGGCGCUGGCGGUUCAUUCGGUUCUGCUGGUGGUGCUGGUGGCGGCCACGGCGCUGGCGGUUCAUUCGGCUCUGCUGGCGGUGCCGGUGGUGGUCAUGGCGCUGCCGGUUCAUUCGGCUCUGCUGGUGGUGCUGCUGGCGGCCACGGCGCUGCCGGUUCAUUCGGUUCUGCUGGUGGUGCUGGUGGCGGCCACGGCGCUGGCGGUUCAUUCGGUUCUGCUGGUGGUGCUGCUGGCGGCCACGGCGCUGGCGGUUCAUUCGGUUCUGCUGGUGGUGCUGGUGGCGGCCACGGCGCUGGCGGUUCAUUCGGUUCUGCUGGUGGUGUUGGUGGCGGCCACGGCGCUGCCGGUUCAUUCGGUUCUGCUGGUGGUGCUGGUGGCGGCCACGGCGCUGGCGGUUCAUUCGGCUCUGCUGGCGGUGCUGGUGGUGGUCACGGCGCUGCCGGUUCAUUCGGUUCUGCUGGUGGUGCUGGUGGCGGCCACGGCGCUGCUGGUUCAUUCGGUUCUGCUGGUGGUGCUGCUGGCGGCCACGGCGCUGCCGGUUCAUUCGGUUCUGCUGGUGGUGCUGCUGGUGGUGCUGCUGGCGGCCACGGCGCUGGCGGUUCAUUCGGCUCUGCCGGAGGUGCUGCAGGCGGCCACGGCGCCGGCGGUUCAUUCGGCUCUGCUGGCGGCCAUGGCGCCGGCAGUUCAUUCGGUUCUGGUGGCGGUGCGGCUGGUGGUCACGGCGUCAGCGGUUCAUUUGGUUCUGGCACUUCCCAUGGAGCAGGUUCAUCUGGCUUCGGAACUUCUCAAGGCGCCGGUGCAUCGGGUACCAGCACUUCUCAUGGCACCAGUUCAUUCGGUGCCGGUGCAUCUGGUUCUGGCGCUUCUCACAGCUCAGGUGCCUUCGGUUCCGCUGGUGCAGGCACUGGUGCCUUCGGUUCCGCUGGUGCAGGCCACGGCGGUUCUGGUGCCCUCGGUUCAUUCGGCAGCGGUGCAGGAGGUCACGGGGCCGCUGGAGGCUUGGGAGCUGGUGGGCACAAGGUGACAGUGGUGAAGCAGACACGCCCAGGGUCAGUCUUCGUUGCUUCCAAGGGCACGGCUCCUGAUGGCUCCUUCCACUCCAGCUCAUCCUUCUCCUCCUUCAGCUCCUCAAGUGGGAAGGGAAGCGCAACUGCCUCCGUGCACGGUCCCGGAGGAUUGCUCACCGCCACUACUGUUGGCCGUCCCGGACAGUGUCCCUCUAUCACCUCCUGUGGUUCUGUAGGGUAUGGCGCCAAGUGUAAUUCAGACACUGACUGCAGCAAUCCAACAGACAAAUGUUGUUUCGCUCCCUGCUUCGGCAACCAAUGGACGUGCACAAAACCCCAAGCGAAGAAGCCGUGGUAAGGCCUUCUAGCAAGCGCCCAUCGCCCCGCCUCCACAACACGCGACCUUUUCGUUGACAGGGACGAGAGAAGACGACACUGCGGUGUUUACGAUUGAGAUAAUAAUGCCGUGUCCGUGAAGCUUCGUUAGUAGUGCUGAACAAGAAUUCACGAAGCGUUCAAGAGUGAUGGGAAGCCAACAUCGUGGUUUCCUCGUGGUUUCUUUGCUAUAAUUGUUUCCAUAUGGCUUUGUUGGUAAUACAAAUAAAGAUGAAAAUUUGUUGACAAACGUAUAAACAAAAC
This is a messenger RNA of Scylla paramamosain (green mud crab), 2381 nucleotides long. RefSeq lists its product as uncharacterized. The coding region runs from base 16 to 2100 and encodes 694 amino acids. Gene Ontology annotation, cellular component: extracellular region. Gene Ontology annotation, molecular function: peptidase inhibitor activity. NCBI's taxonomy places the organism in Eukaryota, Metazoa, Arthropoda, Malacostraca, Decapoda, Portunidae. The transcript is spliced from 4 exons. The record is from RefSeq and is a predicted model, not a curated record.